CUAAUAGUAAAUGCUCUGAGAUUAGCCUUUCACGAACGAGGCUGUUGGCUUCCUAUUCGCCAGCUUCUUGUCUGAAUUUUCCCGUUCCACCUUAAAUGGUACAGACCCUUUCUAAAUGGUCCGUUUAAAUAAGAACUAAAACUCCAGCCUGCGUUCUAACCAGAACGUAGAACACCAGUGAAGCGCUGCACGUACAACUGAGUCCUAUCACACCGCAGCCCGAGUACCUCAAGCUCUAUUUCACGUCGCUCUGCUCUGUUUUCAAACCAGGAAACUGCGGCUUUGCUUUCAACAGCCGGCACAAGCGGAUGCCUGUGAGCUCUUCUCCUACGAGCAGAUGACUUUAAUCCGAACCUGAACCUGAUUAAACCUGGAGUGACCAGCUCAACCGGCCAAAAUGAGCGAGGUGAGUAUGUGCCAGGCUCGUGCCACCGUCAUGAUGUAUGAUGACGCCGGGAAGCGCUGGGUGCCCGCCGGCUCUGGAGCUCAGGCCGUCAGCAGAGUGCACAUCUACCAAAACCCCAACAACAACAGCUUCAGAGUGGUGGGCCGCAAACUGCAAGCCGACCAGCAGGUUGUCAUUAAUUGCCCACUCAUGAGGGGUAUAAAAUACAAUCAAGCCACUCCAAACUUCCACCAGUGGCGCGAUGCAAGGCAGGUCUGGGGCCUAAAUUUCAGCAGUAAGGAUGAAGCUAUGCAGUUUGCCAACACCAUGAUGUAUGCACUGGAUGUUCUCAGUGGUGCAGCCCCCCCUCGACCUGCGCAGAAUGGUCCAAGCUUUGAAGAGCAGCAGAGGCUGCAGGAGCAGCAGGAGAGAGAGAGACAGGAGCGAGAGAGGCAAGAGCAAGAGCGGCUGGAGAGACAGAGACAGGCUGCUGCUCCUCCAGCAGCACCUCCUGCUCCUCCUCCGUGUCCAGCCUCAGCUCCCCCUCCUCCUGGAGUUCCUCCUCCACCUGGCCCACCACCUCCUCCUGGACCUCCCCCAGCUCCCCCACCACCGCCCUCUGGUGGUGCUCCACCUGCCCCACCACCACCACCCUCAGGAGGAGGAGGAGGUGGUGGUGGUGGUGGUGGAGAUGGAGGACUGGCUUCAGCUCUUGCUGGGGCUAAACUCCGCAAAGUGUCUAAGGAUGAGAGCGGAGGUCCUGCUCCUGCAGCAAAAGAAAGCAGCCAGAGCUCAGGAGGAGGAGGAGGAGGAGGAGGCGGCGGUGGUGGAGGAGGGCUGAUGGGAGAGAUGAGUGCCCUUCUCGCAAAAAGACGUAAAGCAACAGACAAGCCAGUGGUGAAGAAAGAAGAAAAUGACGAUUCAGCAUCAUCAGACACCAAAUCAGAAGAACCCAUCAAAAAGCCAUGGGAGAAGUCUGGUACCAUUCCACGAAGCAAUUCCGCUCCUAAGGGUGUUGAGAAGAGUCCUACUUUGGCACCUGCUUCACUGAACAGACAAAGGCCAGGCAGCAGCACGAGUGACACAGGCUCCAAAGAGAGCAUUGAUAUGGAGAAAUUAAAACAGGAAAUCCUGGAGGAGGUCCGCAAAGAACUCCAGAAAGUGAAGGAUGAAAUUAUUGGAGCCUUCAUCGAGGAGCUUCAAAAGAGAGGCUCUCCCUAGUGGCACCGCUCAUGCUUUGCAAAGGAAAAGGCAGAAGCAUUGUCCAACCUCGGAAGAGACCUGCACAAACCAAAAAUUGAGUUGAGCUUGUUACUGAUGUGUCUGCCAAACCAAACAGUGUCGCACAUGCUAUGCGGCAUUUUCUUGUUUUCUGCACCUCAUCAGCGUGAUGUCUGUGAAUCUCCCCUUCUUUAAUGUUCUUGAAUGCUUUCACCCCAUUUUCUGUCUCUAGUUUCCUCAUAAGUUUUAUUUUUUCUAUGAUUUACAUCUAAUGCCUCUGUAAUGAAGCCAUGUUCUCUACAACCACUUGACUGAAAUGUGAGGAAAGGAGCACUUAAGGUGUUACUCUGCAGUCUUAAACCUCACCUAUUAUUACUCAAUUGAAUACUUAACAUACUACUCCAGCUAGCACAUUUAAAAUACCACAUUAUUUAUUAUGAAUCCACCUUUUAUUUCACCAGUAUUCUGUGUGUUUUUGUUGAAAUACUUUUCCUGGUGAAAAGUUUAUGCAUGUGGUGGUGAACUGUAGGUUUAAAUGUCUCCUAAUCCAGUUUUUCCUCAGGGAUCUGCGGAUGCUAGUUUAUGCAUCGUUUGUACAUUUAUAGGCUACAUUUCACUUUUACCUUUAUCAGUGCCCAUCAUGGUUACUGCUCAGGCUAUUGUUAUUUUGUCUGUCUGCACUUUUGUGCCCUUAUUUUCACUCAACUGCUUUUCAAAUGCAAAAUUGUCAUAACAAUAGGUUUAGCAAAAGUGGUUUGUAAAUAUUGCCAUUCGGUAAAAUGGUCAGUGAUGCUGUGCCUGAGAGUGUUAGUUUGCCCCAGAGGUGUCAGAAAACAUUUAUUACUUACAUGGAGCCCUAAAAUACAACCACUAUUUGUGCCAGUCUUGGGUCUGUUUGUUCUUUCUCACCAUCCAGACUAACCUGGUAUUUGUUCUUAGACAAGUUGAAAAUGUUGUCUACAGUUCUGUUGCAUAUUACAUGGUUUUUAUUGCUUUAUAAACAGAUGCAAUUGAAGUGAAAUUUUACACAAAAUAAAAUUCAUUGGGUAUACGGAAUUGGCCAAUUGA
Molecule: messenger RNA, 2674 nt
Organism: Pygocentrus nattereri (red-bellied piranha)
Lineage: Eukaryota; Metazoa; Chordata; Actinopteri; Characiformes; Serrasalmidae
Gene: vaspa
Product: vasodilator stimulated phosphoprotein a
Exons: 13
Coding region: 398-1606 (402 amino acids)
Biological process (GO): neural tube closure; positive regulation of actin filament polymerization; actin cytoskeleton organization
Molecular function (GO): SH3 domain binding; profilin binding
Source: RefSeq, a predicted model, not a curated record